This is a messenger RNA of Tetrahymena thermophila SB210, 657 nucleotides long. Its product is annotated as zinc finger C-x8-C-x5-C-x3-H type protein. Gene Ontology annotation, molecular function: mRNA binding; metal ion binding. NCBI's taxonomy places the organism in Eukaryota, Ciliophora, Oligohymenophorea, Hymenostomatida, Tetrahymenidae. The transcript is spliced from 6 exons. The record is from RefSeq and is a predicted model, not a curated record.
AUGAGUAAGAAUUUCUCUGGGAAUACUUUAAUUUGUGCUGAAACUUAUUUUUUCAACGAUAAUCAGCCCAUUUUGAGACACUAACUUAGUGGUGACAAACAACGCAAGUAAAGCGAUCAUCCUUAUUGCAGCAGCCCGACGGAUAGUGUCAAUUCAUCAGGAAACAACAAUCUUCGCAAAUAUUCUUGUGAGCCAAUCGAUUUUAGAGUUAAGUUCAAAACUGAGAUUUGUAAAUACUGGAAGAACACAGGCCAUUGCCACUUUAGCGAUAGUUGCGCCUUUGCUCAUGGAUAUCACGAAGUAAGAGAAAAAACUCAUCUCCCCAACAACUACCGAACUAAAAAGUGCAAAAAUUUUCACGAAAUAGGAUUUUGCCUAUAUGGCGAGCGCUGCCAAUUCCUUCACACAGUACAUAAGAAACCAAAUAAUUUUGCUAAGUUGAACCUAUCAUUUUCUUCUACAUCUUCUAAAUAUGCAAAUGUACUUGAAAACAUUUCAGAACACUGGAAUGAGUAGACUGGUUCUCUUUCACCAUCUCACUCAAUUUAAAGACUUAAAACAUUUGAGUUGCUAACUUCUGGCUAUGAAGAUUUCGAAGAAGCUUUGAGUGAAUACUACACAAACAAGAGUGUUUCUGAUACUUCUUCAGAUAUUUGA